UGCCUUUAUCAGCAGGUUUAAUGACAAUAUUAUUAUUAUUCAUAAGUUCUUUGAGAGCUUCUGUUUCUUCUAUAUUUAGGUUAGGUAUGGGUUUAAUAAAUUUGAAUUUUUUGUCCAAAUAUUUUAGGUCCUGGGAAAUCAAUUUCUCCACCUCAGGGGGGAGAGAGCCCAUUGGAGGAGACCAGUCUGACUCCGGCAUAAAAGGUAAGUGUUCAUUUUUAUUCUUAUCAAUAUUAUCCUUAUAGUAGAUGGCCAAUUUAACCCUUCUGUGGUAUUUUUGCAGGUCAUACCUCAUCAACGUUUUGAUUUUAUCCCUGUUAUUGUUCGCCUGGGUGGGAAUAAAGGUUAAACCCCUGUUUAAGAGGGAACACUGUGCAUCACUCAAAGCAAAGUGCUUCUUGAUACGAGACGCCGUGGCCUUGGACCAGUGGACGUUGUCCCCGGUCACUGUGAAGGCCCUCUUCUCCAGCGCCGGGAUGUGGUGGCUGCGCUGUGAAAUGCGGCUGUUCAGCCGCCUUUUUGUCCCGCUGGGCCCUGUGGUUGAUGCCCAGGGACAGGAUGAGUCGUUCCACGUGCUCAGCCACCGGUGUCCUCUGCAGCAGGUGGGUCAGGUGCUUCCACCUAGCACCCGGAAAACUGUCAACCUGCACAUCAGGGUUAUUCAUGGCGGGCAGCCUGCCCACAUUAGAAUCCCCAACCACAGCAUAUUUCUUAUGCAGGUUAAGAGACCAGUCCCGGGUUUUAUUCAGGGUCACUAUAUGUUUGGCUGCAGCCAUUACCUGAGCAUCCGAUGGAGCAGAGGUCUCACCGUUGGAGGAAGACGCAGCUGGGACCGGGGUCCGCAUCCUAGAGCCAAAGAGCUGGAGGCCUGCGACUGUGCAGGGGAGGCUGUGGCUGCCUCUGCAGCCUCCUGGCUGCUCAACUCCCCCUGGCGGACAUCAGAGGUGCUGCAGAGGUCCCCGUCAGCUGUGGGGGACGCUGUCGUCCCAGGAGGAAGAGGAGGAAGAGGAGGAGCCGUCUGCGGCGUCCCCGGAGCAGGGCAGGCCCUCCUGCAUGAGCUGCAGGAUCUCUGCUGGCGCUGAGGAAGAGGAGGGGGUGCUGUCCCUCCGUCGCUCCCCUCGUCGAUCGCUGCUGGCGGGGUCCAGCCGCUGUGAGGAGGCGUCGCCCCGGUCGCUGGGGUGGUCAUCACGGGACCGGGAGGCGCAGGAAGGCCGCGCGCCUCAGCGGAUGGAGGAGAUGGUGAGCGCGGUGGAGGCUGUGGGUGGCGCGGUGAUCCG
This is a messenger RNA of Fundulus heteroclitus (mummichog), 1277 nucleotides long. RefSeq lists its product as uncharacterized. The transcript is spliced from 4 exons. Bases 249 to 1082 code for a protein of 277 amino acids. Lineage: Eukaryota; Metazoa; Chordata; Actinopteri; Cyprinodontiformes; Fundulidae. The record is from RefSeq and is a predicted model, not a curated record.